Molecule: messenger RNA, 1007 nt
Organism: Pelecanus crispus (Dalmatian pelican)
Lineage: Eukaryota; Metazoa; Chordata; Aves; Pelecaniformes; Pelecanidae
Source: RefSeq, a predicted model, not a curated record
CCCUUACGUGCUUGCCAACCUAUAUGCGCGCAGUUGUAGACAGACAGUAUUUCCAGUCACGGGGCUACUCGGUGUGGAACAUCAGCUUGUCUGACUCUUAUUGUAGACCAACAAUUACAUCAACUGAGGUUGUAUUCAACAUUCCAUACAACGGCUGUGGUACACGUAGACAGGGCAACAAUGAAACGAUCACCUACUCCAAUGUGAUAAAAGUGCCUGCUUCUGGUUACAUCAUCAAGAGGCAAAAGGACCUUCACGUGCACAUCAGCUGCAAAAUGCUCCAGAACACCUGGGUGCAAGUAACGUACAUUGCUGAUGACAUCAUUAACGUCAGUGAAACCCAGUAUGGCAGAUACAAUGUGAACUUGACAUUCUACAAUUCCUCAUCUUUCCUGUGGCCAGUGCAUGACUUCCCCUACUACGUUGACCUGAAUCAGAAUUUGUUCCUUCAAGCUUCUCUUCACAGCUCUGACCCAAAUCUGGUGGUGUUUGUGGACACAUGCGUGGCUUCACCUGAUCCUAGCAAUUUUAGAACACUGACCUAUGAACUGAUCAGGAGUGGGUGUGUUAAGGAUCCUACCUACUCUACUUACUAUUCACCACACAGCAGUGUUGCUCGGUUUGCAUUUAAUGCUUUUUCAUUUGUUAAUCGAUACCCAUCAGUUUACCUGCAGUGUGAGCUGGUGGUGUGCAGGUACAACGACUACUCUUCCCGCUGCUAUCAAGGCUGUGUUAGUAGGUUCAAGAGGAAUGCAGGUUCUUCCCAGGAAAAAGUGAAUGUUGUUAUUGGACCUAUUCAAGUUCAGGAAGCUCACGCUGAGAACAGGAAAGCUGAGCUGUCCUCUGGCGUCCAGGCAAAAGGGGAGUCUCCGAGCUCAGCGCCUGCUGCCAGCUCCCAUGUUCCUCUGGCUGUGACCAUCGUGGUGCUGGCAGCUGCUGUUCUCACUGUGGGAGGAUUUCUUUUGAAGCGAAAACUGCAGGAACCCAUCCCAUACCAAAUAAUGUGA